Messenger RNA from Penicillium cosmopolitanum, 1305 nucleotides. RefSeq lists its product as uncharacterized. The record is from RefSeq and is a predicted model, not a curated record. The coding region runs from base 1 to 1305 and encodes 434 amino acids. The transcript is spliced from 2 exons. Lineage: Eukaryota; Fungi; Ascomycota; Eurotiomycetes; Eurotiales; Aspergillaceae.
AUGCCAGUCUAUGGAGCCCAAUCUGUGAAUAAUAUUACUGGCAAAUGGCCAGAGACUAGCCAUGUACGAGGCCAGCAAGUUUGCUCCUGUCAUAGCGCGGCGCAGACUUCUGCGACUUCAACACCGUUGACUGUCACCUAUAGUGAUGAACCGGCACCCUCUGAGUCUGACUCCUCUCUCUCAAUAUGCGCAGAAUUCUCUACAUCUGUUGAUGAAUGCGUGUCCCCAUCACUAGCAGGCAAGGCCGUUGCUCUCCAGCAACCCCAACUGGCACUCAGCUUCGUGAUGGCCUCCUUCCCGUGCUACUUCAAAUUAAUUGAAUCCCGCGUUCCGAUAACCUGGAUCGACUACAUCGCCACACAGCCCAGUUCAAACAAAUCAUCCUUCGACUGGGCCGUGCGAUGUAUGACAACAACUUAUCUCGGCAGCCUCCACAAUGACACCCGCUACCUAGACGAGGGACGAAUGUAUUACUUCCGUUCCCUCCGAAACCUAUCAAAGCUACUAAGUGACCCGCACACGGCCGAAUCAGACGAGGCCCUAUCAACCGUCAUAAUCCUCGGUGUUUUCGAAAUGCACGUCUACACAUCUCUCGAGGGAUGGAACCAUCAUGCGCGGGGACUCCGCACACUAAUGCAGCUCCGGGGUCCUCGCAUGCACGAAGACGGGUUUGGGUACAAUCUAUAUCUGGCAUGUCGGAAUACCCUAGUGACAGCCGCCCUGGUCUCCGGCGAGGCGUGCUUCUUGGAACAACCAGGAUGGCAGCAGCUGAGUAAGGAUCUAGCUACCAAAAGUGCUAGGAAUCCCAACUCGUCGGUCCUGGAGGACAUUGCGGAGCGUGCAUUUCGAGAAGUUGUCAAACUUCCGGGAUUCGUGAAGCGGAUUCGUGGGCUUGGUAGUUUGCCAGCGAAGGCGCAGAGCUGUGAGAGAUCGGCGCUGUUCCGUAUAGUACUCGCCACGCGUGCGGCUAUGAAUGGUAUCUACACUGAAUUCAAAAUCGCGGCGUCAAGCACACGGGCGGGCUAUAAAUCAUACGCCGAUUUCGUUGGGCCGGUCCCACGUGAUUUCUUUGAUAAAUUUGCUAAUCUCACCAUUCGGGGGAUACAGUCUGGUCUUUUGCUCCUCAACUAUCUCGUUAUCUUGUUGAAUCCAUCACAGCAGUCUGCCGCAGAACUAGAAAUACGUGAUAUUAUGAGAUCGAUCCAAGUGAAAGAACUCCCGUUAUGCGAUGACCAUGGUGGGAAAUCUUCUCCCUGUCUUCUUCCGGUAUUCCAUUGCGGAUUUCGGGGGAAGAACUGGGCCUGA